CAAAGCACUCGAGCAACUCUUGAAGCUCUCCGAGAGCAUAACCCUGCAAGAUUGUAUCAUCAAUCAAUUACGUUUCUACGCGUUCAAGACAGAAAAAGAAGGAUUCGGGGGAAUUGUUUUCUUGACUCGAUCGUUUUAUUUUUGGGGAGGUGUUGGGAUCCAUACGUUGCAGCGCAAACUAGCUAUUGGAAGUUUUUUCGGCACAGAAACCAGCGACACGAAGAAGAGGAGGGAUUGAAACGCAGAGCGCCAUUCGCAAGUCCUCGACACCAAGUGUGUCGAACGCGAAUCUUUUCCAUAUCCCAGGGAAGGGGAUUGAAAAAUAGCAGACGACAAGCUACUAUGCAACGUUGCGCGCGCUUGAUACCCGCUCGCCAAGCGACCGUCACAAUCACAAAUGGACGCAAGAGUAGAGGCAUAAGAGGCGCAACGUGGACACGAGGGAAUGCGACGAGCGCGAGCAGCGGGAGAAAGGUAGGGAAGGAAGACGUGGAGAAGCUACCUUUGGCUGGAGUGAGGGUGCUGGAUAUGACGAGGGUGCUUGCAGGGCCUUACUGCACGCAGAUCUUAGCGGAUCUAGGGGCCGAAGUCAUCAAAGUCGAGCACCCGACCAGAGGCGACGACACAAGAUCCUGGGGUCCACCAGACGCGCCGUAUCGAGACGGCGUUGAGCGCAGCUUCCCGGGCGAAAGCGCGUACUACCUUUCUGUGAACCGGAACAAAAAAUCCAUCGGCCUCUCCUUCAACAAUCCCGCGGGGAUAUCGAUCCUGCACAAGCUGGCUCAGAAAUCGGACAUUGUGGUUGAAAACUACCUCCCGGGCUCCCUGAAGAAGUACUCGCUAGACUACGACACGCUCUCGGCGCUCAACCCUUCGCUCAUCUACGCUUCGGUAACAGGCUACGGACAGACGGGACCAUACAGCGACCGCGCUGGCUACGACGUCAUGGUCGAAGCGGAGAUGGGACUCAUGCACAUCACGGGGGAGCGGGACGGCCCGCCGGUGAAGGUGGGCGUCGCUGUGACGGAUCUGUCGACGGGGCUGUACACGGCGAUUGGGGUGCUUGCGGCGUUGUAUGCUCGGCGGGAGACGGGGCUGGGGCAGUGGGUUGAUGCCAGUCUGAGCGACUGCCAGGUUGCGGGGCUUGCGAAUAUUGCGAGUUCGGGGUUGAUUUCGGGGAAGAAGGAUAGUGGGAGGUGGGGGACUGCUCACGCUUCGGUGGUUCCGUAUCGCGCAUACAAGACUCGAGAUACGAACAUCGCCGUCGGUGGAUGCAACGACAAGCUAUACGGCAUCUUAUGCGACAAGAUCGGCAAGCCCGAAUGGAAGACGGAUGCACGCUUCGUGACCAACGCGCUACGAGUGAAGAACAGAGACACGCUCGACCGCAUCAUCGAAGACGAGCUCAAGACCAAGACUACAAAGGAGUGGCUGGAGGUGUUUGAAGGAAGCGGGAUGCCGUAUGCGGCUGUCAACGACAUCCAGGGGACUUUGAACCACGAACACGUACUUGCCCGCAACAUGAUCGAGAAGGUCAACCACCCCGUCUGCGGCCCGAUCAAGCUCGUCAACCACCCCGUCAAAUACUCGCGCGCGGAGCCAAAGAUCCGCACGCCGCCGCCUAUGCUGGGCCAGCACACCGACGAAGUGCUACGAGAGUUGCUAGACUACAGCGAAGACGAAGUGGCGCAAUUCAGGGAGGGAAAGACGAUUGCUUGAAAGUAGUCUCGUCAGGCGACACGCCCAUGUUAGCCCCAAAGGACCAUGCUACUAUAUGCUCCUGUCCAACUUUGGUCGAUUUUUUCUCUUUAUUGUGGCUUGUUCGCCGUUUUAUUAGAUCUGAUAAGAUCUAGACAAAGGCAUUGUUUCGAGAAGAAUUACAGCAUAGAUUGUCUGCGGCAUUAAUAGCUGUGCGAGGUAAAAAACUUCAAAAAAAAAAAAAAAAACAUAGACAUGCAAUAGCAAUCUUUGAAAUAUACAUGUCGCUUAUAUAUAAAUUUUUUCUUUUAAGACGAUUAUUUUCCUUUUUUUUCUCUCGCUUUCCCGCAUCUGUCACGCAUCCUGGAAUCAAUAUUCCGUGUUGGAUUUAGCCAUAGUUAGGUCAUCUUGCAUCUUCACACCGCAAAUUUUUCAACUCUACAUAAUUAAUUUUAACUUUUCCCGCUUUUCCUUAUAAUAUUACGUCUCUUCAAUCUAACUCUCUGUGCUAGAAGUACAAUUGAAAAACAAGAAACGUACUACUCUCCCUGUAUAAAUUAUACUUCAGUCUAUUUCUAUUAAUCUAUCUAUCUAAACACCUCUCUAUCUCUUUCUCUCUCUCUUGUACCCCCCUUCCCUCCUUUUCUAUAUUCCCUUAACAUUUAACCUUUAAUCCCCUUAAACCUAACUCCUACAUUCUUAUUUAAAAAAAAGUCCCUCCUACCCUCACGUUAACACCAAAAAAAAAAACACCUAUUAAUCUCUCUAAACCCCUCCCCUCCCCUUUCCCCCAUAAAAUAUAUAUAAAUAAUGCUAAACAAUAACAAACAAAACCCUUCUAUCUCUCUCUACAUACACUAUCAUCGUUGUUGUCCUUGUUGUCAUUGUUAUUUUCCCUUUCUCCAACCAACCCCACAACGAAACUCUGCGUCCUAACAUCCCUGCAUCUAUCCUACAAACGCUAGCCCCACAUACUUGGUUACUUACUUAGCACAACAGCAUAAAACCCCACACCACACCCUACAGUCCCUCCACAUUGACACCUUGCGCCCCCUUUCGCCAAGGGUUUCUUUAUGCAGCUGCGAGGAGAUGGAAAUGGAAUAUGCGUGUGUGUGUGUGGCUUAAAGCGGGACCCUAGUGACCUUGGGAUCUUCCCUCCCCGCUUUUUUGUUCUCUUUU
This is a messenger RNA of Periconia digitata, 2877 nucleotides long. The record is from the annotation of a GenBank genome assembly. Lineage: Eukaryota; Fungi; Ascomycota; Dothideomycetes; Pleosporales; Periconiaceae.